Molecule: messenger RNA, 507 nt
Organism: Trichoderma asperellum CBS 433.97
Lineage: Eukaryota; Fungi; Ascomycota; Sordariomycetes; Hypocreales; Hypocreaceae
Source: RefSeq, a predicted model, not a curated record
AUGGUGUCUUCCCGCAGCGAAGCCGAGGAGGUCCAGGAGCAGAGAAGGCCGCAAGCUCAAGCUCAAGCUAAUCAACUCGGAAGGGCCUGUGUUCAAAAACGCGCCCUGUCCAAUAGGGCCUUGGCGGAGGAGACUCGGAGGCGACAAAGCGAGAGCAAAGUACCUGGAGAGAAAGAAGCCCAAUUGUGCGGAUUUGAAAUUGACUCCCUAUACUCUGGUUAUUCUCUAUCCCAAGGACACAAAUUGCCUAAAGCAGUGGCUAUAUGGCUAGAUGAACAAUCCAACUCUCUUAUCACGCCACUGCUACCGAGAGAAAGAGGUUUUGAAUGCAUCACGACAAGUAGUAUCGAUUACUACCCAGAUUGUCCCAUCGUCACUGAUUCGGGCGCUUUUACGUCAGAUGCCGAUCAGCCGCAGCAGUCCAGCAGCCAAUCUCAGUGUCUGGUGAGGUUGGGAUACACUGCUUACCAUUGGGCGGCAUGGCUGCGUGUAGUUGCUAGCAAGUAA